AUGAAAGAAAUUAUUUUAAAUUUAUAUUUAAAUAAUAUAUUUUAUAAAGUAAAUUUUAUUAAUAAAUUUAUAAUAAUUUAUACAAAUAAAUAUUUAACAAAAUUAGAUAUUAAAUAUAUUUUAAAAUAUAUAUUUAAUAAAAAAUUUAUAAAAAUAAAUAAUAUUAAUAAUAAUAAAGUUUUUAAAAAAUAUUAUAUUUCUUUUAGAUAA
Plasmodium gallinaceum is the source of this 210-nucleotide messenger RNA. NCBI's taxonomy places the organism in Eukaryota, Apicomplexa, Aconoidasida, Haemosporida, Plasmodiidae. The record is from the annotation of a RefSeq genome assembly.